Messenger RNA from Vigna radiata var. radiata (mung bean), 411 nucleotides. RefSeq lists its product as uncharacterized. Lineage: Eukaryota; Viridiplantae; Streptophyta; Magnoliopsida; Fabales; Fabaceae. The transcript has a single exon. Bases 1 to 411 code for a protein of 136 amino acids. The record is from RefSeq and is a predicted model, not a curated record.
AUGGAGAUUACUAUACCGUUUACCGAAGCACUUCAACAAAUUCAUGUUUAUGCAAGGCGUAUAAAGAAAUAUAUUAGAGAAAAGAUGGAUUUUGAGGAGAAGGCUACUGAGGAACAAGAAGGUUGUAGUGACCCUUUGAAGAAGAAACACCCUCCAAAAAUGAAGGAUCCGGGAAGUUUUACAAUUCCUUGCGCCAUUGGGAGUGUGAAGAUAGGAAAAGCUUUACUUGAUUUAGGGUCAAGUAUUAAUUUGAUGCCUUUAUCUAUGCUAAAGAAGAUUGGUGGUCAUAUAUUAAAGCCAACAAAGAUUUCCUUGAUCAUGGCAAAUGGAUCAUCAAAGAAACCCUAUGGUGCGGUGGAGGAUGUUGUGAUUCGAAUUGAAAGUCUUGAGUUCCUGGUUGAAGGAGGAUGA